AUGAUCGUUCCCGCUUUGCGUGCUGGUGCAGUCCGCCAGGCCGUCCCUAGGGCGAGUGCUAUUCAAACGCGUGGACUGCUGAACAGCGUUUUGUAUGGCAGCGAACAGGCAAAGAAAGAAGGAGAGCUUGAGAUCCAACAGUAUUCGAGAUUGAUUGGUCGUGGUAAAUACAUCCAUGGGUUUGAAAUCCACCACGUCAAGCCGGACAAGGUUGAAGAAUAUAAAAAGGCCGCUGAGAAACACUACACGGGACUGUUGGCAGAUUCUGAUUUGCACGUCAAGCUGACUGGUAGUUGGGAGGUUACAGUGGGCAAAUUGGAUACUUUUGUUCACAUUCUCGAGUAUGAGAACUACAAAGGUUAUGAUCGUACCACUCAGGCCGCAAGAGAGUCUCCAAAGAUUCGCGAGAGCGAGGCAGCAUUACGUCCGUAUCUACUUUCCCGCAAUCAACAACUCUGCCAAGAGUUCGCCUUCCUCCCGUCGAGUCCUCCUCACGAACAAGGUGGUAUUUUCGAGCUUCGAUCAUACACUCUUCAACCAGGAAGCUUGCUUGAAUGGGAAAACGUUUGGCGUAGCGGUAUUGAAGCACGCAAGCAGUUUGUAAAACCGGUUGGCGCUUGGUUUUCUCAAGUUGGGCGGCUCCAUGAAGUCCAUCACCUGUGGCAAUACCCGGAUCUCGAAACGAGAAAACUGACCAGGGAGAGGGCAUGGAAAGUAGAUGGCUGGAGCGACACUGUGCAUAAGACGAGUCAAAUGGCACGGACCAUGGACUCGUCUAUUUUGGCUGCCCUCCCGUUCAGCCCAUUGAAAUAA
Rhizoctonia solani is the source of this 813-nucleotide messenger RNA. Its product is annotated as NIPSNAP protein. Gene Ontology annotation, cellular component: mitochondrion. The transcript is spliced from 10 exons. Lineage: Eukaryota; Fungi; Basidiomycota; Agaricomycetes; Cantharellales; Ceratobasidiaceae. The record is from RefSeq and is a predicted model, not a curated record. Bases 1 to 813 code for a protein of 270 amino acids.